GGUAAUGAAACAAAUUUUUGAACAAUUCGGUCUCGCUUAUAUAUAAAGGUGAAAUGAUGAUGAUAGGAUUAGUUAUUGAUUGUCACUCGAGUUUAAAACUUUUGUAUCAACGGAUAACGUUAUUUCAGUUGUUUGUCAGCAAUCAUAGCGGCAAAAACCGUUGUCUUUGUGUGUAACCAAAUUACAACAGUCCAACGUGGAUAAAAUUGUCAAUGUUCAACUCCAAGUGAAGGAUAAAGAAGCAUGAUUAAGCUUCUUACGACCAUUGGGCUUGUGAUAUUUUUAAUACAAAGCGAGAUUCAAUGGGAAUCGUUAAUCAAUGCAUCAGAUGUUACAACUGAAAACAAUUCACUGUUGGACGGUGAUCCUUCAUCUUCCAAUGCUACUGUACCGUCAACACUUUCACCAAGUGACUUCUAUAUCAUUGACUUCAAUGAAACUGCUUCACCUCCCGAGUUGCCAAUUUUAACAAUCUCUUCAUUAUCACCAUCACCGUCAUCAUCUUUGACGUCCUCCGCUUCUUCGCCAUCACUAUUGCCAUCAUCUUUAAAUUCAGCAGAAUCCAUAUCAUCAACAUCAUUUAGUCUACCUACGGAUUUCAGUAAUUCAACAACGGCAAAUUUUUCAAUAACCUAUCGCCUAGAUGACCUUCAUUCAGAGGGAUCUUUCCAACACUAUCGCCAGGAUAUGGGUCCAUGGAUAAAACAUGAUUCAACUCAGGGUUAUGGCAAUCGUCCGUCAUCUCAAUCUUCAUCAGACUCUUCGAAUGAUGACUAUGAUGAAGACAAUAAACCAGUACACCGUUCAAACACUAAUUACAAUAACAGACCUGCUCAUCAACAUGAUAGGCCAUCAUCUCAUUUUUAUCCCACGUCAUCAUCAUCAUCGUCUUCCUCCUCUUCACCGACACCAGGAAAAUCUCAAAUAUUAAGACAUGAAUACAGUUAUCAACCAGUAAGUCGAUCAACCGGGUUUCAAUAUCAUGGACCACAAGCAAGGCAAUCUAAUGAAGACUCGGGUUCAAAUCGUGAAGAUUAUCGUAGAAUAAAUCGUAAAGAUUCAAGAAAAGAUCAACCACAUAAUGAAGGUAAUUCAGUGAGUGGACCUGUUGUCCGCCAUGAGUGGAUUAAUAUUGAUCAUGGAAGUUCAAGGUCAGAAGGAGCUGCUGAUGUUCCAAUUCCACUUCCGAAUUCUCAGCCAUCUAAUUCAUAUUCUAAUAGCAAUAAUAACCCUAAUAGCAACAAUAAUAACCAACAUCAAUCAAAAUAUCAACCUUCCGGUUAUCCAGCACCUCAACCAGGUUCACCUAAUCAACGUCAGUCUAAUCAAGCUUAUUCACCUCAACCUCAACCUCAAUCUACAUCUGAAUCAGAUGAUUCCUGGGACAAUAGCGAUGGAUCAAAUAACGAGGGUGGACCUUCAAUACAAUAUGACGAGCCUUCUCUAAGGCAAACAUAUGACGAGGAAACUAGUGAAAUGGAAGAGGAAGAUGAGGAAGAGGUUACAAAUGUACCUGAGGUUGUUGUAAAACAUCAUGUUCAUCAAAUUCCUCAAGAUCAAGCUUCCCCUGUUGGACAUCAACAUGUAACCACAAUUAACCAUCCACCUCCUCCAGCCCCAGCAUACCCAAUAGCUGCAAGUCAGGGAAAUAAUCACGAUUCUGAACUAAGCAAAUCUAAUGGAAAUUAUUGGAACACUCGAUCAUCAUCAAUAGAUAAUUAUAGUAAAAUGCGUAAAAUGAAGGAAGCAGAGAAAGAGGGUCUCAUGGUUUUACCCAUGUCUCGAUUAAAUAUAAAUUCACGAGCAGAUAGUGCAUCCAAACGAGAAUAUAGCGUUAUGAAGGUGAAAAAGGGUAAAAAGUAUAAAAAGGUUUACAAGAAGUACAAGUCCAAGAAGAAGAAGAAGAAGAAGUGCAAAAAAAAGAAGAAGUGUAAAAAAGUGAAAAAGUGCAAGGCCAAGAAAAAGAAGUGCAAAAAGCCCAAGAAAAAGAAAUGCUGUGAAGCUGAAAAGGAGUGGGGCGAAUGGGGCUGGCCAGAGAUGGAGAUUGUCUACAAGAAGCCAAAGAAAAGUAAAGGUGGAUGGAGUUCCUGGGGAGGUUAUGGAGACUCUUAUGGUACUUUUGAUUCCAAGGAGCCUGAAUAUCUCAAUGCAAAGGAUAUCCUAGGAGCAGAGUAUUUAGCUGAAUCACCAAUAUCGGGUCAUGAUAUUUGGAUACCUGAGAAGAAGGAACCACCAAGUGGACAUUCAGAGGAAGAAGAAGACGAUCACGAAGAAGAGGAAGAAGACGAUCAGAAAGAAGAUAGAGAAGACAAAGAGAUAGCUAAAGUUGAACCAAUGAGUGCAGUUAAGCAAAGAGAAGCUGCUGGUUUAACUGAAAAUGGUGAAAAUUCAAAUGUUCAAAAGUCUCAACAGUCUUCACAAGGAAAAGUAUUUAAACCAGUAACUAAAUAUGAAGUUGAUCGACCUUAUGAAGUUCACGAAGUUGAUAUGUAUUCACCUAAAUUUGAAAACGAUCCACUCAAUUUUGGAAUCUCAUCAUUAGGUAAUAUAGAUCCUUUGAUGAAUACGGGACGUUUAGAUGCAAGGUUUCCUGGUUUAACUGGACCCUUUGCUGGCCAAGAGAAUGGCGAUAGUAAAGUUGACAUUGAAAUGAAAACUGGUAAAGGUUCAAAAUUAAAUACAAGAUCCGAUGGAUUGUCACAUAAUAAUGAUGAAGGUAUGAUGGUUAAUGAUGAAAACAAGUGGAAAAAGCGUCCACCCCAAUAUCCAGAAGUAAUUGAUGGUGACGAUGUAUCAACAUCUCAACAUCAUCAUGGCAAAGCAUCAACUCAACAACAACAACAACAACAACAACAAUCACGCGGAGACACAAGAGACCGGUCAACUGUAAACAAUGGAGUUGGUCGAGGUCAAGUUGAAGGGGGGUCAUCUGAUUGGAAGAAGACGAAUGAAGUAGAUGAACCGUGGAAAGCAACUGAAGCUCGGGUUGAAGGAGAAAGAUGGUCAACUGAUAUAAUUCAUCGCAGUGAUUGGAGAGUUGGUGCUAAACAGCCUCCACCAAAAAAUGAAGAUAACAUUGACCCUUAAAACCUCUACCGGGUUCACCUUUGCUACAUAAUAUAUAAAUAUACAAACAUUUUCAACACUAUUUGUUGAUCACAACCCAACGAUUUGAAAAAAAAUUAAAGUUCAAUAAGUUCAUAAGAUGUUUACGCAUCUUCUUCCCAAUUGCAUCUACAAAUACAUUUGAAAACUUGAUAUCAUCAGAUUACCAUCUUAUCCACCAAUGAUUAAUGAACUGUCAAUAAAUAAAUUCAUAAUCUCUACAAUCAACAGCAAGAAAAAAGUACAGUAGCAGCAACAAUAACAACAUCAAUAAUAAACUACAAAAAACGUUGACGUUUCUUAAUAAAUGAACCAUUGAUUAAUUAAACAUGAAACCUAUUUUCAUAUCUAAAUGUUGAUAAUAAAUGUUUAACAAAUGCU
Messenger RNA from Tetranychus urticae (two-spotted spider mite), 3486 nucleotides. RefSeq lists its product as uncharacterized. NCBI's taxonomy places the organism in Eukaryota, Metazoa, Arthropoda, Arachnida, Trombidiformes, Tetranychidae. The record is from RefSeq and is a predicted model, not a curated record.